Xyrichtys novacula (pearly razorfish) is the source of this 16044-nucleotide messenger RNA. Lineage: Eukaryota; Metazoa; Chordata; Actinopteri; Labriformes; Labridae. The record is from the annotation of a GenBank genome assembly.
AGGGCUAUGGUUGCAUGUAGCUGCAGCCUGCGACUACGCAGUUGUUUGCUACUUGGUUCUAAUUCAGCACAUGAUUGGUUCAGCGCGAAGCGGACCCGAAGCAAUUCCUCUUUUCAUUGGUUAUUCAUACAGUUGACCAAAGCAUGGCAGAAUGCUGACUAUCGAAAAGGAUGUUGACCGCAUUUUGUAUUGAUAUCAGGGAAAAUUAAUAUUUGAUAUAUAUCGCUAUCGUUUUAUCCCUCAGCCCUAAUCGGAGCCCAUCUAAAACAGACUGGGAAGAUUUGUGGUUGUGGAAAUUAAAACCUCUAAAAAAAGAGUUUCCCUUGCAAUAAAACCAUUUUUUCUUUCUGAUGUAAACUAAUUUUGAUUCAACCUCCAUGCAUAAUUCUCUGACCCUGUCAACACCUGAUCAGCUGAUUCAGAGCCUUUACGCAAAUGUACUGGCCUUAGCUGGUGCUGUGGAUGCACACACACGCGCCCACGCACACACUAAAACUUCUGCAAAGACAGUGUUUAUAAACAAGUGGCCUACAGAUGGCAGGGUCAGUCACCCUGGGGAUAGCAGGACCUGCAGACAGGAGGGCUCAGGGUUACAGGCCUACAGCCAUCGCCGCUCACGUGGAGCAAGUCUGUGUCCGACACUGUCCACAAAUCUGUCUGCAACGAUUAAAGUGCAAAAAAUAUGAUGCAUAAUCAUUCUAACACGAAUAAUACAGAAAUAUAAACGCUAUGGUGAUCAUUGCAAAGUAAGAAGAUGCUGCAAAGAGCGCAAAGUAUAAAGCCAGACAUGGAUUCUGUAGUGGAAGAGGACGAUAUGAAUAUAAUGUGGAUUUACGCUGCAGCGACAGUGAAGCUGAAAGAAACGAAAUCCUGCAACAAUUUCCUAAACACUCGGUUGUUUGUUGCUUUUAAAACCUAAUCAUCAGUUGUUAUCGGCGCAUGGUUGGUGGAAUUUGAUUAUUUUUCCGUGUAGUGGUUUCGGUAAAAGAUUGCACGUGUAAAACAUUUGAUCCACUCCUUUCCUGUGUGUUAUAAAACUCCGUGUUUUCCGUCUCACCGAGCGGCAUAUGCGCGUAUUGCUGCUCACCAACCGACCUUGAGUGUGUCCUCGGAUUAAUUCUCGCAUGUGAUUGGUCGGUGUAGCAGGGCAGCUCCAGCCUAUUUGAUUCUGAUUGGCUUAGCGCGCUGUCAGUCAUGUGACAUUGGAUCUCUCCGCUACCCUUUCUCUCGGCGGUGGGUCGGAGCCGCUGUCCCUGGCCUCGCAUGUUCCCCUCUAAAUCCCUGUUUUGAAUUUGAUGCCCCUCUUGAACAUUUGAUCACUUUCACGCCUCUUUCGGGCCACACUCGGUGUUUUAUACCCCCCUGUUUUCAUCGUUUGGUGACUUAAACCCGAGCAUGGCAGUAGUGAGCGGAUCGUCUGGGCCGGUUGCCCGGCUCGAGGGCCGUGAAUUCGAAUACAUGAUGAAGAAGCGCUCGGUGACCAUCGGCCGGAACUCGUCUCAGGGCUCCGUGGACGUGAGCAUGGGCCACUCCAGUUUCAUUUCGCGGAGACAUUUGGAGAUAUUUACCGCCAGCGACGACGGCACGGGUAGCGGGGACUUCUACCUAAGGUGCCUUGGUAAAAACGGGGUGUUUGUAGACGGAGUGUUUCUCAGACGGGGCGCCCCUCCUCUGCAGCUCCCACGAAUGUAAGUGAACAUGUGGAUGCUAGCAACGUUAGCCGGUGUUAUGGCGAGUUUCGCUGCCUUGUAGAAAAGUGCUCUCUUCUAGGUUUCCAUUUCCUGUCGUGUUAGUCACCGAAAUGUACCGUUCUCACAAUUUUACUAUAAUUUUCAAACAUUUCUUACAAAGAAAACUUAUAUUACUUAAGGAACGAGACUAGCUGGUAUUGUUUGACUUUAAAUUAUGAUUUAAGACGCAAUAUAUAUGAGUCAAAUUUACUGUAGCCUAUGCAUUCAAAACACCCGGCAGCAUUUGUUUACACUGCACUCUGCAUGCUCGCUAGUUUUCAUGUAGUUUCUACACUCAGAUGUGUUUUUAUGUUUAUUUGUGAAAGAUAAGUCAAAAUGCACAAAAAAUCAACAAUUUAGUACAGAUACCUUUAUCAUUAGAAGUUAAAGUUGGGCAAACCAACUAAUCGUCGUGUCUGAUUUAAAGUAUUUUUUUUUUUUUUAGUGAUUUCUUUUUAGUUUUGCACUUAAAGGCCACUGUGAAAAAUAAGGCAGUAUCAACAGUACAUAGUUAGUCUUUUAAUCAGAUACUAAUGCCCAAAAUAGGUAUAUAUUAUCAAAUAAAAAUAGUCCUUUUUUUAUUAUUUUUUUAUUAAAAAAAAAUUAUAAUAAUUAUAUUAUAUAAAUUACAUAUAUGUUUAUAUUAUUUUUAAUUAUAUAUAUUAUAUUGAAUGUUAAUAAUGAAUAAUUUCAGUUUGUUUCAUGACCAGCUAAAAACUCCUAACAGUAUUUUCAAGUUGUGUUGCGCCAGUUUAGAGGACAAAUCCUGGAUUUUAGCUCUGCGCAUGCGCUUUUAUGCUAAGAGCCGCUCAGCAGCCCAUUUUGUUAAGUAGCACCAUUCGUCAGAACACCAGCCAGCUAAACUUAACAACAUUAGCCUUAUGCUGGGCAGCAGCAUUGAAGGAAGGAACCACGUGUUUAGCGUGUUAGCAAAAAGUCAACAUCCUGUUCCUAACGCCGUUUUCUUUGUUGAUAUUUUUUAUCACCAAAAGGUCAUUCAGCCGCCUGCCUUCAUCUCACAUUCCCGUCCGUGGUUAGCGUAGCGUUAGCCGCAUACCACACUUUCUGUACACAUCCUAAACCGCCGAGUUGGCUCACAGCUGUAGGGACGCUUGAGUGGAUGCUGUUUAGUGGCAGUUUUUCCUCUGUUGGUGUACGAAGUAAAGUCAGAACAUGUAUGUCCUGAGAACCCGCAAACAUCCUCUAUUGUUAUGCAUGCAGACAUGUUAGCUUUUAGCCGGCUAGCUGUACCUUGUCUUUAGUUGUGAAUGAAGCUCCUCUCGACCCCUAAACGUAAACAAACCAGUCCGUCCCCGCCCUACCGGCUCUCACAGCACAGCUUCAGGGACCUUUGGCCUUCAUUCAAAUACGCCGAUGUGUUGUUAGCCAGUGUUUUGACCAAUAAUGUACUAAAGUUAAGAGUGAAAGAAAAGUCUGAGUUUGAGAAAAACGAUUUAAAACAGAAUAAGUACUUUUCACUAGGAAGUUCAACUUACAGAGUGUUUGGGCUUUGUUGCAUCGUGCACAAUGCUGUAGCUUAUGUUGUUGUUGUUGUUGUUGAUAAAGUGCUCCUUUCCAUACAAACAUUUCACACAGAAAUCAGUGGGCCUAAACUCACUUGGAAAGCUGUUUUAACAAUUACUUUUUAAAGUGAAUGAAAUAGAUCUGACAUUUUUGAAACACAAGUGAAUCGCAAAACCUUGUUAGAGGGAUAUAAUUGCAAGCAAAUUAAAGCUUGUUUACAUUUUGACCAGCUCAAAUGUCUUCAGCUUUCUCUGUUAAGCAUUAUUUUAAAGGAGUCAAAACGAUCUGGCUUUUUUGUUGCUUAUUUUGCUUGAAACACCAAAUUUAAGUGAGGCUUUUCUGCUUAACUCUUGCCAUAUUCUUGUAAAUUUAACGCUUUUGCAGAGUUAAAUUGAGUAAUCUUUCAAUCAGUUAAUCAAUAUCCGUUGCUAAUUUAGCAUUUUUAUCCAACAAGAAGUGAAAAAUAAACCUGUUUUAUCAUUUUUAAUGUUCAUAGUUUUGCAUUUUUCUCUCUCAAGUCACAAGCACUUAUUUUUCCUGCUGCUGCAGACAACUUAAAAAUAAGUCGAAAUAGUCACCAACAAUAAUUUAGCACAGGGAUGAUUGAGAAUUAAAGAACAAUCAAAACCCACCAUUUUUAACCACCUUGUUUUAUUUGAGAUUUCAGUAGACUAGAGAGUGUCUGCAGUUUUCCCACCAUGCUUAUUUGUUGCAUGGAAAAACCUACCAGUCUGCUUCUGCCAGCACAGGCCCAACUCUCCUCUGCUCCCUGCUGUUGUGCAAUCCUUCAAUGUGAAACCACUUUUUUUUUUUUUAAAGUGCACAAAGAAAAACAUGUUUUGACUUGAUGCAAUUUCUGCACCACUAAGUUUUCUUUCUGCUUUCUUCAUUGCGCAUGAAAAUUUUCUGCAGCUGGACUUGCUUUUGUAGCUUGUAACUGCUGCUCUUUACACAUGGCAGUGCAUUUAAUUGUGCAGAAGCAAUGAGACACAAGGACGGAGUGGUUUCAGGUUUGUUUAUCGAUCAGGUCAGCAGCUAAUAAAUAGCUUUUAAUCAGCUGCAUGCACUUCCAUUAUAAGUAAGACAGCGGCUCACGUGCUGGACUGUAAUCUAUAUCACUUAAACGCGGGGAUAAGGGCUACGGUUCGACAGCAUGAGAAGACUCGCAGGGCUGCGGCCUCGGGGACGGCUCGCUCGUAUUCCAGGGAUUCCUCUUUGGUGAUGUAAACAGAGUGAGCAUAAAGGAGCAGCCUUCCCUUCCCCUCUUUCCUCCCUCCCCCCUCUGUCCUCUCCCACACCCCGCAAACUCUCCAACUCGGAUCUCUUCCUGUCUUGCAGCUCUCUUUUGUUUACAUUCUGUUUUAUUCGCAGGGCGGGCGGGGGUGAAAAUCAAGUGAGAGUUUUCAGCCCAACAGGCUUUGUUUGUCUCCGUCCUCGCAGCUCAGCAACAACUUGGUGGUGUUGUUUUUGGAGUUCAGGUCUUAGUGUUCACUCCCGGUAGAAUAAGGUUUAUACAAAAGCUUUAAUGAAUGAAGGAGAUACUCAUGGUUGAGGCUCUAAAACCGAAGUAAAUUCAGCUUUUGUUUGACAAUGAGUACAUUUCUUAUCAUGAAGCUUCAGCUACAACAAAACACUUCACCCUUAUUUUGCCUGUGUUUUCUGUGAAAGUGGGGUGCUUGUCUUGCUCAGUUGGUAAAGCGGGCGCCCCUCAUGCUGCAGUCCUUGUAGCACCUGUCCAAAGGUAAAUAAAUUCAUUAUAUCAGCACGAUUACAGCUGCAUAAAUAGCAGCCGUAGUAAAGGUUUGAUUCUCUUGUUUAAAUUAAAUUUGUACGAAAACACUUCCGAUGAUUCUUGUAGUGUUUGGGUUAGAGAUUGAGAGAACUGAUCAUAUCUUAUGGAACGGUUUUCGAAAAUAAUCUAAUUGAGCUUUUUCCCCUCAAUAUUGUGAUUUAAUAUGCGCUUAUUUUUUCAAGGUCCUCUUCUUAUGUAUUUUUCAACAAACACAAACAAUCAAUCAAUCUGUUUGCACACACACAGAGACACAGGCUCUUUCUGCUCACACACUAUCGUGCACACAUGCAAGCGCCAUCAUAUAAGUCAUGAUUCUAAUCUACAUACCAAUAGUGAGAUGUAAUCGGUGCCCAAAACUCUGGAGUCUGGACUUUUCAUUCAGCUGUGCUGCCAUCACCAUAUUGGAUGCGUUUUCCGUCGUUAUGCAGACACGGUUUGAUGUUGAAGCGCUGGUCGCUGGUGUUUUAGCCGUUCAGCUAUUGCACAUAGCUUUGUUGCGUUUUUUGAAGUGUUGAUAAAUGUUCGUAGUGUUACCUCCUGAUGUAGCAACAGUAGCAAGGCAGGUUCGGCACACGUUGUGCAGCGGCGUCUUUUUUAGCCAAAAUAAAUCCACACAACUGCCAUGCUGCCCCUCCUUGACACUAAACUUUCUUCAGUAUUAGCUUCUGUAGCGGAUUUAGGCCAUAGUGCAACAGAGUGCAGUGUUGACUUCUCUCUCUACCUGCUCUGCUUCGCUCGAAAGUCACAUGACCAGAUCACGUAACCAGUCAAAAUCGCAGCCCUUGCGGUCAGAGAAUCUCGUUUUAUCAUAUCGCGAUGUGAUCACUAAUGUCAUUAAUUGUUCAGCCCUAACACCAAACAAAUAUGUUCAUAGUGGCGCUACAGUUGAGUACUUAUGGGAGUGAAGUCAAACAAAGUGGGGCUAAGUUUUGCCAAGAAGCUUGUCAUUCAAUGUAAAAACUAAAGGUAAAAACACCCAUGACUUAAUAAAGAACUAUAGGAAACUUAAGCUCUGCAUUCAUGUAGACGGGUAAGAAGGUGGGUUAAACUUUCCCAACAGGCCGUGAACUUCUCAUAUCAUCGCCUACCUUCAGUGGGCUCUCCUCACUUUUUAAUUUUCUCUUAAUAACCAGCUCUAAUACUCGAUAGCUGGCUCGUCUGUGUUGUCGCUCAUAUGUCCAGCGGUGCUCGCUGACAGCACAGUGAAACACAGCGAAGAGCUUAAAGGAACAGAACUGCUUCAAAUGUUUUAUUAUUCAUGGAUAUAUUUAGAUCUCACGUCCUCACUCUGUCACUAACACACCAAACCUCUCUGAUGUUAUUUAGGGAUGUUUUUCGCUCCGUCACAUCUUCAGAAAAGUCUGUCCCCGUCCUGUAAGGGAAUCAAACUCUCUCUCUCUCUCCUCGCCGGAAGUGUUUCGGUCUCCUCCUGUGAGCGCCAGAGCUAAUCUGAGGUGGAGGUGUCGGGGAAACGGCUCUCUCAGCAGAUGCCAGCUCUGCGAGCGCCCGAUUAAACGAGGGAAAAGUGGUGCCUGGCGCUCUUUGACUCAGUGAAAACCAGCGAGUGUCAGACUGUCUGAUCCUGAAGGGGAUUUAAAGCAGUUUACUCUUUUCAGUGUUAUCUGUAAAGGAUUAUUCUGGACAGUUUUUUCAUUAAUCUAUGAUCGUGUAGAAGUAAAAACAGGACCUAGGCUGAGUCUGAUUUUACAAAAUCUAAAAUUAGUUCAUUUACCGGAAGGAGUUUGCCUUGAAGCUUUCUUGGCAUGGUCCCGUCAUUCCCGAGUAUUUUGUUAGUUUGUCAUUGAGUGGGGGGAAAAUAAAAGAAAAUAGAUACUAAUUAAAAAAAAAAAAAGGUUUCAUUAUUAUCAAAAUUAAAAACUGCAGUGGUGCAGUCUUUGUUCUAUGUCCUAACCUUCUGUAAUUCUUGAAGAGAUUGCUUAUACAAUUUCAUCACAGUGAACUACACUGAAUCCGCCUCAUUCUGCAAAAAAAAAUGUGGUUCAGUUCAUUGUCUGUGUCUUGACGUGUUUUCAAAACUAGCCCUGGUUAAAGGGAUAUUCUGGUGUAAAAUUAAUUUAGGGUCAAACACACCAUAACACCGAGUUAGACACCCCCUCGAGAGAGGAAUGUUGCCGACCACUUGCUUCUCUAGUUAUACCAACUUUAGUAACCACCACAGGAUAGCAAUACACAGAGCCACGCGCUCAACCAAAACGCCACUUUGUAGCCACAAAUAAUGCUAAGAACAGCACCUAACUUCAUCAACAGUACAUAUAGGGUCCCAGCCAUAGUACUAGCCACCAAACAUCUUUUUAGCUUUGCCUGAUUACUUUAGCAAAGAGACUAAACACAACUCACCUACUCUCUUCCAGCAGCCACUUGUUUGUAGCGAGACCUCGACCAGUCCAUUACGGACUACAGCGGGGUGACACAGCUCAAGGAACUAACUUGGUGUCAUGGUGUGUUUGCCCCUAAAUCAAUUUUUAGCCAGAAUAUCCCUUUAACUAAAUCUUGAUAUGCUGACUAAAAGCAAAUUUAACUUCCAGUCAGAUUGUGCUCUAUCCCCUGCUGAAGCCAUCUGCAGUAUUAAACAAAGAACUAUCUGUAAUAAAUCCUCCCUGUUUUUGUCAGUGUGUGUCUGUUUAGAAAAGGAUGUUGCAUCAGUAUGUGGAGUUAACAAACUUUGAUGUCUCUCUUGGGAAAUUAAAGUCACAUCAGAGCUCAUCAAAGUUCUCACUGAUUCGAUGAGCUCUAAAAUUGAGUUUUCAGCAUGACGCAGUUUCUGUGUGUUUCUUGUUAAGUUCCACCUUUUUCAAAAACGUCCCGCAUGUGUUUGUUAUUUUUCCUCAGGUGCACGUUCAGGUUCCCAAGCACAAACAUCAAGAUCACGUUCACGGCCCUGUCCAGCGGGAAGAAGGUGAAGCGUGAAGCUCCCGAGUCUCCAGUGAAACCGGUACAGCCGCAGAUCUCCCCGCUGACCAUCAACAUUCCAGACAACAUCGCUCACCUCAUGAGCCCGCUGCCCUCGCCGACUGGCACCAUCAGGUACACGCCGCUGUGAAUGUUCAGAGGGAAAAACACUGGAAACCAAAACAGCCAAACACUGAACUAAAGCUUUAUUUCCUGGGGUUUAAACUCAGUAAAAGAAAGUUUGAAGUCAAAUGUCAUUCAGAUCUUUCCAAACCAUGCCCCCUGUUUCACAUAUUUGUGGUUUUUCGUGGCUGUUUAAGGCUUCCAGCUGCAGGAAAGUGCAAAAAAAGUCCAGUCCAAGUCUGCUUCUUACUCCAAGUGUGUUAAAACCAUUACAGAAAGGAUCCUUUUCAAAUGGAGAUGAUUAUUUUAGGACAUGAACAGCUGUUACAUGACGCUCUUCAAAUCUGACAGACUUGAUUGACAAAAAUAAUCAUUAUUAUCCAAGAACAAGAGAGCCUCUUAUGCUUUCUCUGUCUCGAUAGGUGUUGUUGUGUUACAAAGUUGUCUUGAACCAUCAGAAGAAACACACUAUAAUACAAACAAAUAAACUGAUAAACACAUCGGUAAAGCAAAAAGUCUUUUGUAAUCGUGGUAAAAUGACAGUUUUUGUCAAUGGAGUCUGGUAACUUGAAGACAGCGAAGUAACAGCUGGCUGUGGUUGUAAAAAAGCGUCUUAUACUAAGGAAAAAAAAACGGCCAUCUGUGUAGAAAUCCUUACUUUUAAUGUCAGACACUUAAACAGCAAUCUCAGUGACAAAGAUGAGUACUUUUAAUGGGUUCAGUGUGAAUUAAAAACAAGCUUAGCUGCUCAUGUCUGAGGAUAUCAAAGUCUUUAACUUCAAUUUAAAAAACCUGGCUUUUAGAAUACAACUCAAAAUUAAUGAGAGAGCAAAGAGCAAAAGAUGAAGCGUCUAUGAUGAGGUAACUUCACCUCGUCAGUCAAACAAUUACACAACUUUCAGUCUUUUGUUGUUCCUGGAGACUCUGAUACCUGAGUGGUGUACGGUUUUAUAAGUGCUGUUAUAUUUAACCCAGACCUUCCACAGUAAAAUAAAACAAACUUGAACUGAUUUCAGGCCACAUAUGUUGGAUCAGUACUUCUCUGUUGUAGGAGUCUCUCCCGCUCCACCUCCAGGUGACCUUCAGCUGUCAGCUGACCUUGACGUGGCCCCUGUGUGGUGAUCAGCUUAGGCUUAGUUGAAAGAGUACAGGGCUCAGAAAGGGACUCACUCCCAUCUCAGACACUCCGAUCCUCUCAACCUCUGAUCUCAGACAGAUGGCUCCAAACCAACAACCCCUGUCCUACAUAUAGAGGUGAUUUUAUUUAGUGUUGUGAAGGUAAUGAGAGGAGGCAGGUGUGGGAAACAAACAUCUCUAGAGCGCCCAAGGGUUCAAAACAGACAGAAAACAUGGAAAUGAUCCUUUAAAUUUAGUCAUUUCAUUCACUGCUUUCUCAGUCCAUCACUGAAGAUCAAAUGUGUAGAUGCUGUUGGCCUGAAUCUUGUGGUCACAGAUUGCAGCAUUUCCACGGAGGUAGAGCUAUUUGCAUAGAUGUAGGCCAAAAGUGAGCCACUGCAGCACAGACUGCAGAUAGACCGAGCCAGAGACAGCACUGUGCUACUUCUGGAUGACACCUAAGUUAUCGAUGAGAUCACUUUUUGUCUCUUUCUAUAAGUCAGAGUUUGGUUUCAGAUACACUGAUGUACCAAAAGUGUGUCUUUAAAUGUCCUGAUCGACCUUUUAGGCCCCUGAUCCUGAUCUGAGCUUUUUUUUUUUUUCAAAUUCAGAUUACCCGCCAAGACCAAGUCCUGACAUGCAUUAGUUUCACGUUUAUUUUCUCCACAUGUCCAGCAUCUCCUCUAUGACCGGCUUUAUAAGAUCCACUAAAUUGGUAUGCAUGUGAUACUGCACGCUUAAACUGGAAAAUGUCAGAAACAGUCCAGUGGGCAGUUAGGCUCAGCAAUAACCAAACAAACAUCAGGGUUGAUGGAACAGACUGUCCUGUAUUUAUGUUUGCGCCUUUUUGAACGACAUGUCCCUGGAAAGUUACCAUAGGCUGCUGUUAAGUGGUUCCUGCUGCUGUGAUCGAUCUGACCGUGCACAUGUGUUCACUAAGGCUCCACAUGUUUUAUUUUGAUUCAUUCAUUUUGACUAAUAGUUGACUUUCUGUUAAAGACUUUACUCAGUUCAGGGCUUGACAGUAACUUUUUUCACAAGGCACAUGUGCUCCCAAGUUGAAAAAUAAGGAGCACACAAAGAAUUUUAGGGGAACAAAUAAUGUUUGUCUUAUUGGUCGACAUAAGUACUAUUAUUUAAAAUCAAUUAUAGGUCUUUUGGUUACAUGACAUGGAAGCUAUUGAAUGAAAACAGCCUUUUUUUAAAAACAUCAACCGGUAAUUUAUUGUUGGUCCCUUAUUCAACACCCGAUGUUAACAGCGAGGUUGCGGAGUAGAUUUAAUCGCGCUGCUGUUGCUAUUACCGGCUAUGGAGAGUGAGGGGACACCGGUAGAUCUGCAGUGAAUGUCCAACUUCACCGCUGUAUUUACAUGAAAAAGCAUUUGUUGCAUUGGCUGAUUUUAUUUUUAUGCCCACAUGUGCCCCUAAAUUCAUUUUACAAUUCGCACACAUCUAUUUUUAGUCGCAAAUGCGAGUGAAACGGUCGCACUGUCAUUCCCUGCAUUUACAGCUCAUAUGAACAAUCAGGGAUGAGAUUAAUUUGCUCAAACUCCUGAUCCUAGAUCAGACGAGAAGUGAUUUGUUGAAGAUGUGUAAACUUUCCUUAGGGUGGAUGGCAAUUUGCGCCCUCCAGCAUACCAAAACAAUCAACAAACAAGUUAGCAAGAUGCUAACCGGUCGUAUGUUGAAAACAGGCUCUGCGAAUGUUUGUUUUUUGGCGUUUUCUGUUAAGCAUGUACAGAGUUUGGGUCAGAUCGUACGCAUGCAAGUGAAAAUCAAAGCCUUCAAGUAUUAUCUAGCUAUGUUGGAUCAACCUCUGGAAAUUUGACGAACUUGUUCAUGUGUAUUUGAAAGUGAAGUUUCAGUCAGACCCGUGCAGUAGAAUGUAAACAAACUGAUUAAGAGGAGUUGAAGAGAGCUUGCUCUGCUAAAGAAAACAAGAAAAAAAAGACUUAAAAGACUAGGGGUGCGACUCACGAGUGGCCCCAUGAUACGAUAUUAUCACGAUACUUGGGCCGUGAUACAAUAUUAUUGCGAUUUUUACCAUUUUGCAAUACAGUGAGUAUUAUAUAUUGCGAUUUAUACUGUUUUUUUUUCAACUGUUAGGCUAAUUUAGCAUUUGUCUUUCUUUUAUGUUUGUCUUAUUUACUCAGUAUCUUAGUUUCAUGUAGCACAUCUAGCAAACCUUUAAUAUAUAUAUUUGUUGCACUAACUUUCUCCUGCUCUAUAAUGUCACCUCUGCCAACUUCACUGGACAAACAGUUGAUUUUAUUUUUCCAUGAUCAUAGAUUUGACUUCAUAUCAGCAAUUAACUUGAAAAAAUCGACACUUGGUAAAUGAGACGACACGAUAAAUCACCAGACAAAAUAUCGCGAUACUAUGCCGAAUCAAUCUUUUUCUCCUACCCCUGAUAAAGACGGAGCAGAGAAAAAAAACACGUGUUGUGAUAGUUAGUCACACAUAUAGGUGAUUUCAUACACAUCACCCAGCAAACCUUGUCUUUAAUUCUACCACACCCUUAUUACACUCGUUGCUUAUUUGACCGUUGGUGUGAGGGGUAAAUCCUCUAAUUUAACCACAAUGCACAUUUCUUUGUCACUUACCUUCAUUAGUUCAGCAUUCAGCUGCUGAUUCUCUCACCCUCUCUGCCCGCAGUGCUGCUAACUCGUGCCCCUCCAGCCCGCGGGGGGCCGGCUCCUCAGGCUACAGGAUGGGCGGUCGUAUGGUCAGCUCCGCAGAGCUGCAGCUCAUCAACGACAACUCUCAGCCUGAGAACGACAAAGACGCCUCUGGAGGGGACAGUCCUAAGGUGAGAGGAGACCUAAAGGAGAGCCUGACCUUCAGUUUGGUUUUUUGCUGAUAAUGUCAUAUGAGAUGAAGACAGCUGCCUGUGCAUUUGUAGUCCCACUCAUGGAUGUCUGCUCUUCUCCACAGGACGACUCCAAACCUCCGUACUCCUAUGCACAGCUGAUUGUCCAGGCAAUCACUCUGGCGACGGACAAGCAGCUCACACUAAACGGAAUCUACAAUCACAUCACAAAGAAUUACCCAUACUACAGGACUGCAGACAAGGGCUGGCAGGUGAGGACGCUGCGAUGAGGCCACAUGUGCACAGACGCCCUUUGUGCGAAGUGUACCUGUAAAAUUCACUCAAAGAUAAUCCUUAAAACUCUUCAUUUGGUCCUCCUCUGUCCCAGAACUCGAUCCGUCACAACCUGUCCCUGAACCGCUACUUCAUCAAAGUGGCAAGGUCGCAGGAGGAGCCGGGGAAAGGCUCAUUCUGGAGGAUAGACCCGUCCUCGGAGGCGAAGCUCAUCGAGCAGGCCUUCAGGAAACGAAGGCCCCGGGGUGUCCCCUGCUUCAGGACCCCACACGGACCCCUCUCUUCCAGGUCAGGAGUGCCACUUUGCUAUCAUUUAUCAUACAUUCUAGACAAAAUGUCAUCUCUAUUUUGUCUGUAACUCACCUUUCGAACCUCUCUGACCCCCAGGAGCGCCCCAGCGUCUCCCAAUCACUCAGGCGUCCUCUCCGCCCACUCCAGCGGCGUCCAGACCCCCGACAGUCUGUCUCGAGAGGGUUCUCCUGUUCCCAUGGAGCUGGACACCUCCUCUGCUCCUGCUCCGGCCUCCACCCCGACAGCCCAACCCAAACUGGCGGUCAUCCAGGAAGCACGCUUUGCACAAAACACACAAGGUAUUCAACACGUCAUGUUUUCUGAAGGCCGUGACUCACGAAAAAUAAGGAAACACACCUCCAUGUUCUCUUCUGUCAAAAUAUCCAACAUGCCUCUGUGUGUGCACUCCAGGCUCACCUGUUAACAACCAGCCGGUCCUCAUAGCGGUGCAGCGUCCAUUACCUCAGACCAUAAAGCCCAUGACCUACACCAUGGCGUCCCCGGUGAGCACCAGCACCUCCCAGCCAGCGGUCCAGACAGUCCACGUCCUGCAGCAGAUCCCCGCAGGCUCACUCAGCCCCGCUGCCGUCAUCACCCAGCCGGCCGCCAUCGUCAAGAACGAGCCUCAGGAGAACGGAGAGCACGCAGAGGUCAAAGGUAAGGGGAAGGUUUUAUCUGCUCACAAUAAGCAAAUCUUUGGCAUCAUUUUUGGAAAAUCCAUUUUCUUUACUCAUGACCUUUUAUCGUCCUGUUUGUUUCCAGUCAAAGUGGAGACAGUCCCCACCAUUACCUCUAUAGGCGGCUCCAGUCGUAUCAUCCAGACCACCCCACAGACCGUCACCAUCGUGCAGCCCGCACCUCUUGGUCAGCACCAGCUGCCCAUCAAGGCCAUCACACAGAACGGCACCCACAGCAUCACCACUGCCAUCCAGGGAGCCGGCAGCUCUGGUAAGGAAUCAGUUUGUUGUUUGGUUUCAGAUAAAAUUCACUUGGUUUGAAUUUGUUAAAUUUGGAUAUCGUACAGACGACAAAUCAGCCACACAUCAGCGAAGAUGGAGAGAGGAAAAAAGGAGUGUGUAAAUCCAGGAGUGUCUGAGAAGCCAAGGGACAGAAUGAAAGAGAGAGGGUGUACCAAGCAUUUACUAGACAACAACUAAAAGGUCUUGAUGUUAAAGAGAUAUUCCGGCGUAAAAUUAAGAUCAAACACACCGUAACACCGAGUUAGACACCCCGCCAAGAGAUUAAUGUUGCCAACUGCUUGCUUCUCUAGUUAUACCAACUUUAGUAACGACUGCACGAUAGCAAUACAGAGAGACAUGCGCUCAACCAAAAAGCCGCUCUAUAGCCACAAGUAAUGCUCAGAACAGCACCUAACUUCAUCAACAGUACAUAUAGGGUCCCAGCCAUAGCACUAGCUACUAAACAUCUUUUUACCUUUGCCUGAUUUCUUUAGCAAAUACUACUCACCCACUCUCUUCCAGCAGCCGCUUGCUUGUACGGAGAUCUCCAGGCGAUUCCAUCUAAUGGAGCGGGGUGACGCAGCUCAAGGAAGAACACUUAUGAUCGUUUCUUAAUCAUGUCCUUGAAGUAAUAAUCACCAUAUGAAUCAAUUUGCACUGCAGACACGGUAGUUCAUCUGCCUUAGCGUCUUGGUCUGAUUGCAUUUCCAUGAAGAAAUUAUCAUAAAUGUUCUUCCUUGAGCUGCGAACCCCCGCUGUAGUCCGUAAUGAACUGGCCUGAGGUCUCGCUAGAUCUGCAGCCUGUGAUUGGAUCUAAGUGAUAAAAGAGCUGAAAUCCUUCAGAUUUCACUGAUUUGUUUCAUACUUUAUCAUCAGGCUCGUUACAUUUGUACCAUAAUGAUAGGGUUUCCUCCAUUAACCCCGCCCCCUGUUCCCUUUUCAGCUACAGUCGUAGCGAGUCCCCUCCACCUGCUGGCCACCCACGCCUCCGCUUCAGCCUCCCUCCCCACCAAACGACAAAACGGGGACCAGGCAGCCAGUGAACAGCAGGACGCCAAACGCUGCAAAACAGAGAGCGACGAGGCGACCCCGCCCGCCAACACCGCAGACUCGGACUCGUCAGUGGCUAACGACUCCAGCAGCCUCGAUUAGUCUGUACAACCCACACACCACAAACCCCGCCUCCACAUCCAUCACCACUCUGUCUCUCCUCCCUCACAGUUUCUCUCCCGUCCCUGUCGUUCGUUUUUGUUUCUCCUUCUUCUUCUUCUUCUUCUUCCUCCACUGACUCCCGAGGUGCCAAACGGAGACGUUUCUUUUAUUUCACUUCCUGUUUGAGAGCGUCAAAAGGAAAAGAAAGUCCACCCCUUUACAGACCGGGUCGAGAUCAAACAAAGAACUAAAGGUGUCACCUGUGAGCCGCUGAAACAGGAGAGUGACUCAAACCAAGAUCACAGGAAGCCUUAACAACUUUAACCCUUAAAGAGCUGACCUUUGACCUCACGCCCUGCAGCGGGGAGAGUCUGCUCGGCUUGGGCCGGACGCCGCCUUUCUGUCACCUCUACCUCAGUGCAGAUGGGAGACGCCGGCAGCCAGCGGAGGACAAAGCUCUUCCCGUCUGCCGGGUUCUGUCGGGACGGCUCUGGACCAACGGAGCGGCGAGCAAGAUGAGAGCGGACGGUUAGAAAACAGAAAUCCAGAAAGGGAUCUAACUCGGAGCCAAUAUUCCUGAAACUGGCAGCUAGCCUCUCACAUACUGACCUUCCUUUAUCGCAGCUGUACGUAGAUAUGCAGUAUUUUGUUGUCCAAAUGUGGAGCAUAGGAUUUUUUUAAUGUCUUUUCACUUAUCUAGAUAAUUUAACAAAAGGAAGCGUACAAACCGACGAGGUCGAAGACAUUUCGGUCAUUAAGUUAGACUUUUUUUUUAUGUGGACUUCUUUUUUUUUUCCGUUCGGUGAAACAGUGUACUAGUUUUCGUAAUAUUUGUUUCCUCUUUUCCCCUCGUUCUGACAUAUCCGUAUAAAAUCUCGCUUAGUUAUUCCUACAUAUUUUACUACUUGCACAGAUAACCGAUAUAAGCAUAUGAACUCUCCAUGUGUAGUUCCAGAUGUUGACCUUUGCAUGUUUCCGACAUCAAGAGAAAAGUUGUAAAAGUGAACAGAGGAGAAAAAAACGCUUUGUCCAAACCAGACCUGCACUUGAUUCAAUGUUUGUGUUCUCAUCUCCCCCUCUCCUCUUUUGAUUUCCCCCCCACUAUCCUUCACCACCUCCUCCUCUUCCUCCCCCAUCAGGCUGUGUUGACGUCGUGGUGUUGGCAGACCCCUCCUCGCCCACCCCCCUUCCUCCUCUUUGCUCGAUUAUUUUACUCUGUUCUGGCGACCCGGCGAGUCUGUUUUCUGAUUGUACACGUUCCAACAAUAGUAAAAAAAAAAAUUGAUGUUUGUUCAGCUUCAGUGGAGAAAUGCUUUUUUUUAAAUAAAUUAAUUUAAAGCCCUU